CAGGGGGACCCGAGCAACGAGAAAGACCUUGGUUGAGCCAACGUGGGAUUUUCUUCUCUGACAAUAGAUUGGAUCAUGUUUUCAAAGGUGAAUCAUUGUCUGAUAUGAAUUAUGUCCAAUCAUUCUUCCCUGGUGAGUGAGUUCAUCUUUGCUGGGUUUUCUGAACUGCCACAAUUGCGGAUGGUCCUCUUUGUUCUGGUUUUUUUCAUGUAUGCCAUGUCACUCGCUGGAAAUAUUGUCAUCACUACGGUGAUCAGGCUCAAUCCGGUCCUUCAUACACCCAUGUACUUUUUCUUGACUAACCUUUCUCUCUUAGAAAUAUGCUACACAACUGCCAUUGUUCCUAAGAUGCUAGCAAGCCUGAUGUCAGAGCAUGGGAAGAAGAUAGCUCUCUGGGGCUGUGCUACCCAGAUGUAUUUCUUCACCCUGUUUGGAAUUGCAGAAUGCUGUCUCCUUGCAGCCAUGGCCUAUGACCGCUAUGUGGCCAUCUGUAACCCCUUGCGUUAUAGCAUCAUCAUGAGCCCAGCUGUCUGUGUCCAGCUCUCAGUAGCCUCCUGGUCAGUGGGACUGAUGGUGGGGCUGGGUCAGACCAACUAUGUCUUUAGCUUGACUUUCUGUGGCCCCAAUAGGAUCAACCACUUCUUCUGUGACAUCCCCCCACUCCUGACGCUGGCUUGUGGUGACACCUCCAGAAAUGUAAUUGCUGUAUAUAUGGUAGCUCUUCUUUUUAUUACUGCCCCUUUCCUAUUGAUCCUUACCUCUUAUGUCUAUAUUGUCAUCUCUGUUUUGAAGAUGCCAUCAGCUGAGGGCCGUCAGAAAGCCUUCUCCACCUGUUCCUCUCACCUCAUUGUGGUUUCGCUCUUUUAUGGGUCAGGCAUUAUUACAUACCUUCGGCCCAAAUCCAGCUAUUCGGCCGAGAGCGACAAACUGUUGGCCCUGUUCUAUACAGUUGUGACAUCCAUGUUGAACCCCAUAAUUUACAGCCUGAGGAACAAGGAGGUUAAGGUGGCUCUGAGAAGAAUGAUGGGCAACCAAUUAUGCUACGGGGAAGAUCAAAAGUGAUUGUUAUUGGAAUGGUUCCUCAUCCUGUGACCUCCUGCACUUAUUCAUAUAAUCCUUCCUUGAAUAUUUUUUUUCGUGGGAAAAGCUAGUUAUCAACUACAUUUUUGUAUUUUUGUGCCUCUACUGAGACAAGAAUGUAAAUGUUGGUUAGUUGUUACUCCUUGGCAAGAGAAGUAAUCGGAAUGAUUGUAAUCUAGCUAUAAAAAUUAGGGCCCUUGUUCCUUUUUUGUCCACCAAAAAGUUUUUGUCUGCCAGUGUGUUUCUUACACCAAUCAAUUACAUAUACUUAUUUUGGCUACCUGGCAUUCCCCCCCAUCCAACAGAAGUUAGGGUUGGGGGUUAGGGUUUUAGGGUUAUUGAUCAAUGAUUGAGAGUUACCUCUGCAAAUUUAUGUACUCAUGCCAUAACCACAACAAGGAUAUCACACCAAUCGAUUAUGUCUGUAGUGGGCAAAAAUGUUUCGGACAUGAGAUUUUAACACUAGUGGUGGCAAAAAGGAACAAAAGCCCAAACUGGCACUCUAAGAGAAGGAUUUCAUCUGCUAUUAGUAACCUCAUAUGAGCUGUUCUAGGGAAAUUUUAAUGGUGGAUUUUUGAAACCCAUUUCUGUAAAUUGUUAAGUGGCUAAGCUAACAUCUGCACAGAUGUCAAUCAGUUGCAAAUCAGCAAAUGAACACCAGCCCUUGGGUCUAAAACAGGCAUAGAAAACCUAUAAACCUUGAGAAGUCUCUGAAUUACACCCAGUGGCCAACUCUGUGAGAUAAUGAGUUAUGAACUAUCUGGAGGCCCUGAGUUCUUUAUCCGUAUUCUAAAAUUAAUUGUGAAAUAGCAAAACCUUGGAAUGAUUAAUAAUCCUACCUCUAUGGACAAUUAUUCCUUGUUAAAAUGUAUGAUCCUCUCUCUUCAGUGCCCCUUCCGGUUAAAUUGUACAUUUUUGUGAGCAUUUUAUCUCAUGCUUUGCUGUCCAAUGGACAGGGUACAUUGUAGAGUAACAGGAUGUUCCUUUGUCCUCAGUAUUCAAAGUAGUUUAGCUGAAGGAAGAAACUUUCACUUCUGCUGGUUGUAUUAACUGACCUUUUAUUCAAUUAUUCUUAUUUUAUCUUGUAUCUCAUUUUAUUUCUAUGUUUUAGGUUAUGUAAGGCUGGUCAAUGACUGAAAGAAAGUACUUUGAUUCUUCUGCUUUGAUAAAUCUUUUCCCUUGUUCUACGGAAUGGAAGUGAAUAUUAAGUUUACACUCUCUAAAAGUGUUGUAGGCACACCCACACACAUACUGUCUUUCUCUUAGCUUUGUUCAAGUGGAGAUGAUAGUACAGGUAGUCCUUGCUUAACAACCACAAUAGGGACUGGAAAAUUCAUUUUUAAAGUGGGGCACCCAAUUUUAUGACCUUUUUU
This is a messenger RNA of Python bivittatus (Burmese python), 2453 nucleotides long. RefSeq names its product olfactory receptor 10AG1-like. NCBI's taxonomy places the organism in Eukaryota, Metazoa, Chordata, Lepidosauria, Squamata, Pythonidae. Gene Ontology annotation, cellular component: membrane. Gene Ontology annotation, biological process: G protein-coupled receptor signaling pathway. The record is from RefSeq and is a predicted model, not a curated record. Gene Ontology annotation, molecular function: olfactory receptor activity; G protein-coupled receptor activity.